CUGGGCCUAAAUCAGAAAGCGGGCGAGUAGCAGGCAGUAAGCACAAGAGUAAAUCGUACCGUAGAGGUGUGGCAGAUGUGGUGUCGGAGAGACGUCGGUCGGCGCGGGCCGGCGCGCUGCACGCCGCCGUUCCCUUAUCGUUAUCACCUUAUCAACCCUUAUCAGUUACUCAUCGCGAAACCAAUCGCACAGCGCUCGAUUAACGCCCGUGCGAAUAAAAUUACUAUCCAGAUGUGAUUUUAUAGGCACCGAUCAUGUACGGUCACGGUGUAUUGUGUUUGUUAGUGUUUUCAGUGUUUUCAGCGCGUGUAGCCGGUCAAGUUCAACAACAACUACUAAACAAGUUGGUAUGCAUCGAGCAUGAAGAAUGCGGCUCCUGCCUUUCUGCUGCCUCCCAUUGCCGAUGGUGUGCGGACCCGUACUACAGUUCGGCUGCUCCGCGGUGCAACGAUGAUGAAACUUUAGUUACAACUGGGUGCAGCCAAGCGAUGAUUCAGCGGCCAGAGAAGCCUGUUUGGGUGGUGGCAGAGAAUAAUUCCCUUCAGGACAUGCAGUUGGGAAGCCAGGAGUCUGUAGUUCAGAUUCAACCGCAGCGGAUCAAAUUGUCGCUAAAGCCGCGCGAAACGAAGAAAAUUAAGUUUUCAUACAGGCCAGCCAAAAACUACCCUUUAGAUUUAUAUUAUUUGAUGGAUCUUACUUGGUCUAUGAAGGACGACAAGGAAACAUUGGUUUCAUUGCGCGACGACUUGCCUACUUUGCUCAAAAACUUGACCGAUAAUUUCAGGUUGGGAUUCGGGAGUUUUGCGGAAAAACCGAUAAUGCCAUUCAUAAGCGUGGAUGAGAGACGACGGGCGAAUCCGUGCAGUGUCGAAGAAGAGGCAUGUGAAGCAACCUAUAGCUUUAAACAUCAUUUAUCACUUACCAAUCAGGUUAACGAGUUUAUUAAUGAAGUGAAUACCAGUUCAGUGACUGCGAACUUGGACAAUGCAGAGGCGCAAUUAGACGCACUGAUGCAGGUAUUGACAUGUGGCGACAGAAUCGGAUGGUCGCCACGCAGCCGUAAAAUUGUAAUUCUAUCCUCUGACGGAUUGCUUCACACCGCCGGGGACGGAAGACUUGGUGGCGCAACAAGAAAGAACGACGAGAAAUGCCAUUUAGAUGAAAAAGGUUAUUAUAACGAAGCCGCGACUUACGACUAUCCAUCCAUAGCGCAAAUAUAUAGACUGUUAGAUGAGUACAAGGUGAAUGUUAUAUUCGCGGUGACUGAAAGUGUAAAGGAGCAUUACGAUAGCUUACAUCAAUUGCUUGAAGAUUUUACCUACGUGGCUAAGCUGGAGAGCGACAGUUCAAAUAUUUUGAAACUCGUGAAGACUGGUUACGAAGACAUUGUUAGUGUUGUUGAUUUCGAAGAUGAUUCCAGUUCAGGGCCGGUGAAGGUUAGAUACUUCACGGACUGCGGAGUAAAAGGUGGCCAGAUGAUCGAAGCCACCCGAUGCACGGGCGUUGGUUAUGGCAUGACUCUUAAUUACGAAGCACACGUUGCUCUCGACGCGUGCCGGGAAUUUGUAAGGUCCAGUCAAACCAUACGCAUUUCUGAAAGUCAACUGGGUCAAGAUUCACUGACCCUGGAAGUGGACAUUCAAUGCGGAUGUAAAUGUGAAGGUGAUUUGCAGAAAGACAUGUCAAUGACGUGUCCAGCAAAUUCGCACCUCGUGUGUGGUGUUUGUCAGUGCAAUAAAGGCUGGUCGGGCCCAUCGUGUGAUUGCUCCAUUGAGGACGAGAAUGCUUCAACUGAGCUGAUGGCGCAAUGCCGGGAGCCCAACACCACCCGGGCAAUCGCUUGCUCCGGCGUGGGCGACUGUUUGUGCGGCAAAUGCGACUGCGACCGAGGGUACAGCGGACGCUACUGUCAGUGCAAGACUUGCGAGAUUAGUCUUGAGAAUGGUAUAGAAUGUGGAGGUGUAGGUCGUGGGGUAUGCGUGUGUGGACAAUGUGCUUGUUCUGAAGGAUGGAGCGGGGAAGCAUGUGAUUGUACGAGUAGAAACGACACUUGCAGUGCACCUGGGGGCAAUGAUAUUUGCUCUGGACAUGGAGAUUGUGUUUGCGGACGAUGCGAGUGCGGUUCCGCCAACGAGGACGGUUCGAGGUACUCGGGCAUGUUCUGCGAGACGUGCGCGACGUGCGACAACCCGCUGUGCGCGCACGCUGAGCCGUGCGUGAGCUGCCAUCUCAACACCACCUGCACCGACCUCUGCUCCAUCGGCAGCGUCAACUACACCGUCACGGAGGAGAUGCAGGACACCGAAACCAUGAGCGAACAAGAUAUACUCUGCAUUUUACGUAGAGAAGAAGACUCUCUCGAAUGCGAAUACAAGUAUUCCUACACAGCAGUGAAGCAGUCAGCGGUCGCCAUGAAAAUCGUCAUCAGAUCUAAAGACUGUUUCCAACCAACCAGCGCGAAGAUCAUGACGAGCGGGUUCAUCAUCAUGGCAUGCGUCAUCGCCGGAGGUAUCUUCGUCAUCUUAGCUAUAAAGAGUGCUCAAGUCGUGUCAGAUAGGAGAGCGUACGCGAAGUUCGUCAAAGAAGCACAAGAAAGCAGAAAGAACAUGCAAGAACUGAAUCCGUUGUACAUAUCGCCUAUAUCGGAGUUUCGGUUACCGGACUCUUUCCCUAGAGAUAAGCACGAUUAGUGAUUUAUAGUACAAAAAUAGAGUUACGAAUUUGUCUUAAAGUUGAACAGUUAAAUUUUAUUAGGUUAUUUUAAAAACACAUCGUCUGUCGAGUGUUUUUGUGCCGUUUUUGGAUACUCGUCUUCCGGGUUUUUUAUUAAUCGAUAUCGUUUAUAAACACGUGGCGCAACUUUAAAGUAUGUAAUGUUAUUCUUGACAAUGAAUAUGUGUUUUUGUCCAAAAAUAAAUGACUUAUCUUUUUUUUACGUUGUUUAGUUUGUAAUAUUCGGAAAGUAAUGUUUUGUAACAUUUUUAUCAGUAAGUAGUUGAUAAGAUUUACUAGUCUUUUGUGGCAUGUACUUACAGGGCGUAUGAGAAUGUUUUUUGUCAUCUAAACUCACUCGUAUGAAUGCGUUAGUCAUAUUUCUUAAAUAUUUAAUUUAUGUUAACAUAAUAAGUUCCUAAAUGUUUGGUUCAAUUUAAAAUAAUUUUGUUUACAUGUACAUACAAAUAAAACGAUUGUUAACAUUUC
Molecule: messenger RNA, 3201 nt
Organism: Manduca sexta (tobacco hornworm)
Lineage: Eukaryota; Metazoa; Arthropoda; Insecta; Lepidoptera; Sphingidae
Product: integrin beta-nu
Exons: 13
Coding region: 255-2690 (811 amino acids)
Biological process (GO): cell migration; integrin-mediated signaling pathway; cell-matrix adhesion
Cellular component (GO): integrin complex; focal adhesion; cell surface
Molecular function (GO): integrin binding
Source: RefSeq, a predicted model, not a curated record